UAUGAUUAUUAAUAGAAAAUUGGGGAUAUUGUUAUUAUAUUAAUAUACAAAUAGUAUUUAAUUAAUUUUAUUGAUUAAAUACAAUCCAUUUACAAUUAAUAUUAUUUCCACAGUAAUAUUAAUGAGUUACCAUUAUAAAAAUAAUGGUAGCUAACAAACUUAUCAUGCUAGUCCAUCACAAAAAAUGCAAGAGGUGUAUGAGCUAUCUAGAGAAUAAGCAACUAGGAAAUUAUUAGAUAAGAAAAUCUAAGAAUUAGAGUAUAAAAUCAAGCAAUCUGAAAUUGUGAUAUAAAGACAGCAAUCAUAAUUAUAUGUAGUGUUUGACAAUGAUGACAUUUUUAUUUUGAACUCAAAAUUUUUAUUUUUAAUUAAAGAAUUAUUUUAAGGAAUAAAAAGAACAUUAUCAUAUGGAAUAAUAAGUUGUAACUCAAGUAACUCAUUUAAAAAUGGAAAAUAUUUUUCAUUAUAGUUUUUAGGAAAUCACUAUUGA
Molecule: messenger RNA, 490 nt
Organism: Paramecium primaurelia
Lineage: Eukaryota; Ciliophora; Oligohymenophorea; Peniculida; Parameciidae
Source: the annotation of a GenBank genome assembly